Messenger RNA from Recurvomyces mirabilis, 411 nucleotides. RefSeq lists its product as uncharacterized. Gene Ontology annotation, molecular function: oxidoreductase activity. The record is from RefSeq and is a predicted model, not a curated record. Bases 1 to 411 code for a protein of 136 amino acids. NCBI's taxonomy places the organism in Eukaryota, Fungi, Ascomycota, Dothideomycetes, Mycosphaerellales, Teratosphaeriaceae. The transcript is spliced from 3 exons.
AUGCCUCAACUCGAAAGACUCUUCGCAGUGACAAUCUGCGCCAAACGCAAGCCUGGCAUGGAAGAAUCGGCCUACCAUGACUACAUCUCGCAAAAGCACGCCGGGCAUCUCAACGACCUCCUAGUGAAGAACAAGAUCGUCGACUACACGAUGCAACACAACACCUCCCCCAUGGUGCAAGAUCUCGACAAGCUUUUUCCAAAUCUGCCAUCGGUCAAUCGUUCGCCGUACGACGCAUUCGUCCAGAUCGUGUUCCGAGAUGUGCAGGAUUACAUCAACGUCAAGGAUGACCCACACUACAUGAACGUCGUCAACCCGGACCAUGUCAAUUUCGCGGAUGGACCUGGGACGAUGAUGUCGUUUGGCUGGUUCGAGCGUCAUGUGGCGGAUGGGAAGUUGAUCCAGGAGUGA